Messenger RNA from Alosa alosa (allis shad), 1437 nucleotides. Its product is annotated as acidic mammalian chitinase-like. The transcript is spliced from 13 exons. The coding region runs from base 1 to 1437 and encodes 478 amino acids. NCBI's taxonomy places the organism in Eukaryota, Metazoa, Chordata, Actinopteri, Clupeiformes, Clupeidae. Gene Ontology annotation, cellular component: extracellular region. The record is from RefSeq and is a predicted model, not a curated record. Gene Ontology annotation, molecular function: chitinase activity; chitin binding. Gene Ontology annotation, biological process: carbohydrate metabolic process; chitin catabolic process.
AUGGGAAAACUUCUCAUUUGCGUUGGGAUGGCUCUCCUGCUGCAUGCACAGCUAGGAUCCUCCUAUCUCCUGUCAUGUUACUUCACCAACUGGGGUCAGUACAGACCUGGAGCUGGGAAGUUCUUACCCUCCAACAUCGACCCGUGCCUUUGUGACCACCUGAUCUAUGCCUUCGCCACCAUGGACAACAACCAGAUCAAGAGCACCGAGUGGGACGAUGAGAAGUUCUAUGCCGAGAUCCAGGCCCUCAAGAACCAGAACAAGAACCUGAAGACACUCCUGGCCAUUGGUGGAGCUAACAAAGAAACCGCUUCAAGGUUCUCUGCUAUGGUAGCAACUUCUGCUAACCGUCAGACCUUCAUCACCUCCGUGAUCAAGUUCCUGAGGCAGUACGGGUUUGACGGUCUGGACAUCGACUGGGAGUUCCCUGGCACCAAGGGCAGCCCCGCCAUCGACAAGACUCUCUUCACCACCCUUACCCAGGAGAUGCUGUACGCCUUCGAGGCUGAGGGCGUGAGGACCAGCCGCCCUCGUCUGAUGCUGACUGCUGCCGUGUCCGCCGGCAAGAGCACCAUUGAUGCCGCAUACCAGAUCCCUCAGCUCGGCAAGAUCCUGGAUUACUUCCACAUCAUGACCUAUGCGUUCCAUGGUUCCUGGCAGCACUUCACAGGGGAGAACAGCCCCUUGUACAAGGGACCUGCCGACACAGGGGAAUACAUCUACUACAGCAUAGACUACGCCUUGAACUACUGGAGGAGCCAGGGUGCUCCUGCUGAGAAGCUGCUUGUUGGUUUCCCCACUUAUGGACGCACCUUCACACUGGCCAGCGCUUCCAACACCGGUGUUGGUGCCCCUUCUGUUGGACCCGGGCCCGCUGGUACCUACACCAGGGAAGCUGGAUUCUGGUCCUACUAUGAGAUCUGCAGCUUCUUGAAGGGAGGAGCUAUUCAAGCCUGGGACGCCAUCCAGAUGGUUCCCUAUGCCUACAACAGCCAGCUCGCUUGGGUCGGCUAUGACAAUAUCAAGAGCUUCCAGGCCAAGAUUGAGUGGCUGAAGAAAAACCAGUUUGGUGGAGCCAUGGUGUGGACCUUGGACCUGGACGACUUCAGCGGCACCUUCUGCAGCCAGGGCAAAUACCCCCUGAUCAGCACACUCAAGAGCGGCCUUGGCAUUGAAAAAUCCUCCUGCUCAGCAGGGGCACAACCACAUAACAGUAGCAGCAGCAGUGGUGGAGGCAGCAGCAGUGGAGGAGGUAGCAGCAGCAGUGGAGGUAGCAGUAGCAGUAGUGGAUUCUGCAUUGGCAAGGCCAGCGGAAUUUACCCCGACCCCACCAACAAGAACGCUUUCUAUGAGUGCGCUAAUAGCUUGACCUACAUGCUGAACUGCCCCGCCAGCCUGGUGUUUGACCCAGCCUGCUCCUGCUGCAACUGGGCAUAG